Salpingoeca rosetta is the source of this 3831-nucleotide messenger RNA. RefSeq lists its product as uncharacterized. Gene Ontology annotation, biological process: signal transduction. The record is from RefSeq and is a predicted model, not a curated record. The coding region runs from base 81 to 3623 and encodes 1180 amino acids. NCBI's taxonomy places the organism in Eukaryota, Choanoflagellata, Craspedida, Salpingoecidae. The transcript has 23 exons.
GCUGUGUUUUGGUUUUCAUUGACGGCGGUGGUGAAGGAGGCUGUCAUCGUUCCUUCCUUUGCCUGUGCGUGCGUGACACGAUGGCCUGCUUUGGCAUACCGCUGGAGACCCUCAUGCUUCCAGCCACUCCAGGAGAUCCAAAGCUGCCACAAGUGCUGGUGUUUGUGUGCGAAUAUCUUCGCGAUGCGUGCGAAAAGUGGAGAGUGGAUGGCCACCCAAACCAGUUCUUGCAGAUGACGCUGCCCAUGUUCGACCGCGACCUGUUUGCGCGUGUCAAGCGAGAAGUGAACAAAGGCAACCUCCAGGCGUGCAAGUCCGUUCCCUGCGCAUUUCGCCUCCUGAAGACCUUCCUGCGCGAGCUGCCAUCGCCCAUCAUCCCGGAGCCCCAUUACGACACGUGCCUGACCAUCUGCGAGGAGAUGAUGCAGCAGUGCGUCGCCACCAUCACCACCCACGACGCCUUUGCACCUCUCGCCACGGCCGUGCUGGGCCGCAAGUCCCCGAUUGCAGCGGAAGAGCUGAAGAGCGUGAAGGCGACAUUGGCAGAGGGAUGGCGGCGCAGCGAGAUCGCGCUGACGGCAGAUGAGGAGGUGCGAUGUGCGGCCUUUGACGCAGUCUUGGACGAGCUGGCGUCCCACCCGCGCACGCACAGCACAGACAUGGAGGAACUCUUCUUCCUUAGUCUUCCAAAGCACAACAGGCUCGCCAUCGAAUUUCUAUGCUCCAAGAUUGGAGAAUGGCACCUGUCGUACCUGUCCGCCCUCCAGCGCAAUGACCCAAGUGCUGCCACUACCGACCCAAACGCCGCUCCCGACCCAGGAUCCCGUCUCCGCUUCAUCGAUGCCAUUGCUGUUCAGUUUGCGCCACACGUGUUGCGCCCGUAUGCAAUCGUUACCGACUCGACACCAAAGUGGAAACGAAAGCGCCUGCAAGUGAUGUUCUUCAAGCUCUUGGUGUCGCUCGUACGACGAAAGUUUAACCGGUUGACGGCGCAGGAGCGACACCAGCUCGACCAACCGCACGAAGCGUUUCUCCACUCCAUCAUCGCAGCACACUGCACAGGGCAACCGCUCGCAAAUGCUUUUGCUCAGCCUCAGACACGCGAAGAGCGCAUCGUCUCCUUCUCGUCCGUCGAUACAUUGAGUGUCGGGAAAGAGCACGCGAGCGGCGUGGAUGUGUCCUCUCUCUACUCGGGCGACCGGCGCGUGGUGUAUCCCGUGCUGGACACGACUGGGCAUGCAGCGGAGGGGGUCACAGUGACAUAUGCGCGCAACAACGACGCAAAUAUGUUCGUGGUGGUCGCACACGCGGUCAAGCAGGCGCCCAGCCGUGAGCGAGGCGCGCGUGGGGAACAAGGGACACUGGAGGAUUACACGCACCAACAGCAACAGCAGCUGCUGCAUUCGAUGCAGCAACAAUCGGCGUUUGUCCAACAUCACAGUCACCACCACCUGCAUGAUCAGCAUCAACAUCAUCAUGUGGGGAGCGACGCGAGCGCAUUUGGCGAUGGAUUGGAGCACAACAAUGCCCCACGCAUUUCAAUCGACAACCUCACACACGGCGACGAUGAUGAUGAUGAUGAUGAUGAUGAUGAUGAUGAUGAUGAUGACGAUGACGGCGAUGAUGAGGACGGGCACGAGGGUGGACUAUCUCUUCACCACGACAAUUUGAGUGCCAGUCAAAUUCCGCUAGCACAGACACCACUGUUGGCGCCGACACCACGUCCUGGAUCAGCAGAACCGCAACAGCGAAUUGACACAACGCUGCCGCUCGUCGACGCGCAAUGGCUGCAUUCCCUGCAGCUUGAACGACACGAGAAACAGUUGCUGGAGACGUGCCCACUCCUGCGCGAAUGGUUGCAACUCAAGUACCACCCAGCAGACCCAGACACAAACCCGCAAACGCUGGCGCUCAGUGCUCUUCAGCGCGUGAGCAAAGAGGACAUUGAACACGCAGACAACCUGCAGGAUGGGGGCGACAAUGCAGCAGAGCAACAACAACAACAACAACAACAACAACAACAACAACAACAACAACAACAACAACAACAACAAGUGGCGGUCGUGCCACCAGGUGAAGGCAUUAUUGAUUUGAUAUUCGAUCGAGGCGUGCACGGAGGACUCGAAACAACUCGGCUCAACAUCCAUGAAGCGCCUGCCCCCGCCGACGCCAUCAACUACGACUUCGUCUUUGCAUUUCCGAGGACGGUUGACACGGCCCGGGAUGAAGCCACGUCGUUGGCAGCAAGCAGCCCAACAUCAAACUUCCUCGCCUUCAGCACCAAGAAUCACAAGACAAAGCCGCAUCUGGCAGAUGAACACACCGAACUCCUCAACACCUGCUUGCCCAACAAGACAAAGACAAUUGCAGAGACGGGCGCAUGUGAAGUGUGCCAGCGCGCCAUCUCUUCCGGCCCCUCCCUCGCCCGCUCACACCGACGAACUGUGUGCAGGUACUGCUCUCGGCGGUUGUGUCACGACUGCUGCAAAUCGGCCUUCGUUGUCCCGAGCUACAUGCUGAUCAAAGCAAACUUUCAGGAACACAAGCUGUGCAACCAGUGCCAUGAUCACCUCGUUCUACAUCAGCACAAACCUCUGGUCCUCUUGGACCAUGCCAGCCCCGCAUUCAUCAAGCACGUUGGGAAGCAGCGCAUCUUGCAGAUUUACCAUUUGCGAUCGGAGAUACAACAGCUGCUGUACUACUACAUCCUUCCAGGGUGUUCUUCACGUGACAGCCUGGUGGCACUGCUGCCUGAGGACCUGCUUGGCUACAUUGUGCAGUUUUCCAUCCACGAUGGCCCACGGGUGUCCAUAUCGGACCUCGUCGCCCUCCACCGCCGUCGCAGCACCAUCAUUCCCCGCCUGCAAAGCGUGCGUCGGCUGCUUGAGAGACACGUGCACGCGUGCCCCUCGUGCCUGCAGGCAACGAGCCCGCGCGCAUGCUGCGCACUCGACCACUGCAAGCAUUGGGACGCUGCCAACGAUGACCCUUUGCACACGCAGAUGGCAAGAAGCCGAAACGCCAGCACGAACCACUCGUUCCAUUCCAACCGCACCAUCACCAGCACUGGCAGUGGUGUACACGGAGGUGGUGGCGUGAACGCAAGCAUGCCUUCCGUCGCGUACACGGCGCAGCUGUCCAACCUCAACGUGAGCGGCCUUGAGGCACUUGAUGCCGGUGCUGGCCGUGGUGAUGGCACAGAGAAUGCAGCGAAGGAAGGGAAUGGCACACGUGCUGCUCGCCCGAGUCAACACCACCCGAGCACAGCCAGCAGUGCUGCGGAUGAGAGUUCAGACCACGGGUCACGGUUCAUUCACAUUCAGCGUGAUUCCCUUCGGCUGUGCCGAUCCUGCCUUACAUAUGGACACGAGGAAUGCAUGGAUGCCUCCACGGGGGAGUGUGCGCGGUGCGUGUUCCUGCAGCAGCAGCAGGAACAAGAGGGGCAAUACGCGGAUGCUGAUUUUGGGCUGAGCUUCCUUGGCAAGAACGGCGGUGGGUCCACUGCUCGUGAGCACGUGGAUGCGUUGUACUGCCCAACCCCGCGCCCCAUCAGCGGCACCUUGAACAACAUUCAUGCCGACAUGGUUUUGUUUGACCAUGUCAUCCCCGAUCACUUCGCGUGACCCUUGGAGGAUGCAAGGCAUGGAUGGUGUGCGCUAUUUGUGACGUGUCGUUUGUUGCGCAUUCGUGUCCAGUUUGGGCGUGCUUUGCACGCAUGUGUUAUAGGCAAGUACAGGAACAUCAUUUGAAUGUGGAGGUCCCGUGAAAUGACAAACACACACACACACACACGCACUUGUUUCGUUUGCUUUGCAGCAUUUGUAUUGUGUU